Drosophila navojoa is the source of this 2388-nucleotide messenger RNA. Its product is annotated as myotubularin-related protein 9. Lineage: Eukaryota; Metazoa; Arthropoda; Insecta; Diptera; Drosophilidae. Gene Ontology annotation, molecular function: protein phosphatase binding. The record is from RefSeq and is a predicted model, not a curated record. Gene Ontology annotation, biological process: phosphatidylinositol dephosphorylation; negative regulation of autophagy. Gene Ontology annotation, cellular component: cytoplasm.
AGGGUGGGCGCCUGGAUGACAUGGAGUUCGCUGAUCUGAUAAAAACACCCAAAUUGGAUGGGGUAUUCUUGCAUACUAAUGCAACAAAUGCAACAGUUGAAGGCACCCUGUGCAUUACGGGUCACCAUUUACUGCUCAGUGCACGCCAGGAGAGCACACAGGAGCUAUGGCUGCUGCACAAGAACAUCGAUUGCGUGGAGAAGAAGCCGAGCAUGGGCCAGAACAUUGUCAUGGGCGGCAUCAUAACACUGAAAUGCAAGGAUUUGCGAAUUAUAUCUCUCGAGAUCAAGUACGCCAAAGACUUCUUCAACGUGGCUGCUUCCUUGGAGGCGCUAAGUGCAAUACAAAACGUGGAGCUGGAGUAUCCAUUCUUCUACAGGCCCAUGUACUCAAUACUGGAAGAUGGCUUCACCAUGUUUAGGCCUGAACUGGAAUUUGCACAUCUUAUCAGCGGCAUGAGCAUGGGCGGUGCCUCGUCACCAAAUGUGGCAAACAUAACAAUUUGCACGCCUUCCACAUCGUCUGUUAGCAUCGGGCUUAGCAAUAUACCCCAUCCUCUGCAAAAUGGAUUCGCAUUGGACGCGGCGACUGCAUUGGUGGGCAGCUGUAGUGGAAGCGGCAACUUUGUGUCGGCCUGCGAGUGGCGAAUCAGUCACGUAAAUAGUGACUUCAGCGUCUGUCCCACAUAUGGCGCCACACUGAUUGUACCUAAAGCAAUUAGCGAUGAACAAAUCGCACUCUCCGCUGCAUUUCGAGAUGGCGGACGUUUCCCAUUGCUCAGCUACAGGCAUGAGAACGGCGCCAUACUGAUGCGCAGCGCACAGCCGAUGUCCAUACAGGGUAUCAAGCGCUGUCGCGCGGACGAGGCGAUACUCAACCUUGUGCUGGGCCGAAGUAAAAAGGGCUUCAUUGUCGACACGUGGGGCAAGGGCAAGUCGAACACGGAAACUGAUCUGCACUACUCGCAGUGGAAGAAGGUGAAUCGCUCAAUCGGCAAUGUCAGCUCACCCGCCUCCAUUCUGGACAGUUUUGCGAAACUCAUUGAAGCCUGCAACGAUAUUGGAUGUAGUACAGACAAGUGGCUGUCUCGACUGGAGAGCAGCGGCUGGCUAAGCCUGGUGCUCAAUUCCUUGAAUGCUUCGUGUGUGGUGGCCCAGUGCUUGGAUCAGGAGGGCAGUCCUGUGCUGGUGCAUGGCGCCAAGGGUCUGGACUCCACCCUGAUUGUCACAUCGUUGGUGCAAAUCAUCUUGAAUCCAGACUGCCGAACUGUGCGCGGCUUGCAAGCACUGAUUGAACGUGAGUGGAUACAGGCGGGUCAUCCUUUCGCAGCGCGACAUCGCUACUCCUGCUACACUCCACAUCAGUUGAGGAACAAGCACUCGGGCGCCACCUUCGUUCUCUUUCUGGAUUGCAUCUUUCAACUGUUUACACAGUUUCCGUGCAGCUUUGAGUUCAGCACGCAGCUUCUUAUUUUACUCUUCGAGCACAGCUACUUCUCGCAGUAUGGCACCUUCUUGUGCAACUCGGAGCGUGAGCGACACGAGCUGCAGGUGCACACAAGGACCACUAGCUUGUGGUCGUACCUCAAUCGGCCAGAUGUGCUGCAAACCUUACUUAAUCCCCUGUAUGAGCCGAAUUCCAGCGUGAUUUGGCCCUCUGUUGCGCCUAUCAGCUUGGAACUGUGGAGCGAACUCUAUUUGCGCUGGGUGAUUGAUCAACGCAAUUUAGCAACUACCAUGACACAAAUACAAGAGCUGAUAACAUGCGAAAAAGAGCUUAGAACCCAGGCAUUCAAGCUGCGCAAACAGGCUGUGGAACUAUGUCAGGAAGUUGCGGCACAAAUACAUGAUGUGGAUAAUGCAUGAGUGGGUUAUCUACCUCAUUGCGCAGUUAUCUCUGUGUCUCUCUAACCAUAUUUUAUAUACUAUAUAUAUAUAUAUAUAUAUAUAUAUAUAUACAUACAUAUAUACACUUAUUUUUGAUACUUUCUGUAGCCAUUUUGAAUCAAUUGUUUAAGCAACUUUUAUUUUGGAUGAAAGUUCAACACUAAUGACUAAGUCUCGAAAAGUUCCAUUUAUAAACAUUGCUGAAACAAAACCAAGAAACAAAGAAAAGAAAAGAAAAAAGAUCUGAUUUUCGAUCAAAACAGAGUAUCCGAACAUUUUUUCCUAAAUGUCCAUUGUAAUUUAUUGAAACGACGGUCUAAUCUGUAAAUCUGAAGCGCUCUCUCUGGAUGUAAUUAACAAGCGAUCUCCUUUCCCUAUGUACUUGAACGAAGCUCUCUUGAAACUAUCUUGCACAUAAGAUUAUCAAAUGUCUAACAAUUUGAGUCAAUUUUUGACGCAUUUACAUGUAUGGAAUUUUUAGUAAAAUAAGUCUUUAAAUUUA